This is a messenger RNA of Cladophialophora bantiana CBS 173.52, 984 nucleotides long. RefSeq lists its product as uncharacterized. The record is from RefSeq and is a predicted model, not a curated record. The transcript has 2 exons. The coding region runs from base 1 to 984 and encodes 327 amino acids. NCBI's taxonomy places the organism in Eukaryota, Fungi, Ascomycota, Eurotiomycetes, Chaetothyriales, Herpotrichiellaceae. Gene Ontology annotation, molecular function: RNA binding. Gene Ontology annotation, cellular component: nucleoplasm; ASAP complex; cytoplasm. Gene Ontology annotation, biological process: mRNA splicing, via spliceosome.
AUGCCCUCGCGAUCUCCGUCACGAGGGCGGUCUCCUACGCGAUCGCAUACGCCAACUUCCGUACAACGAGCACCUUCUCCACCCUUCAAUCGUUCACGUUCGCCGCGUCGGUCGCCCUCACCACGAUCGCGUUCUCGCUCCCCUUCGCGGUCCAGAUCCAGAUCAUACACUCGGUCGUCUCCGCCUCGCGAUGGGCGCAAUGGGCAUGGGCGGGGGAGAAGCCCCAGCCGAAGCACGACGCGCAGCAGGAGCAGGAGUCCAAGUCGCGGUGACAGGAGGUCUUAUAGAGAAAGAAGCUACACGCGCAGCCCCAAUCGAGACAACCGACGGGUGCAGAGCUCCAAGAUUGUGGUGGAAAAGCUCACCAGAAAUGUGACCGAAGCCCAUUUGCGCGAGAUCUUUGGCUCAUACGGUCGCAUCGAGUCGAUUGACCUCCCACUGAAUAAACAAUUCCUGACAAAUCGCGGCACGGCAUACAUUCUUUACGAUCAUCCUUCCGGUUCGGAAUCUGCCAUUGCUCACAUGCAUGAGGCCCAACUGGAUGGUGUCGUCAUUUCUGUGAGCAUUGUGCUUCCUCGCCGGGCUUUUUCGAGAUCACCGCCUCCAGCCAGAUCCUCCCGAUAUGGCCCACUACCCUCCCGUUACGGACCACCUCCAAGGGGACCUCCUCCACCGAGAUAUCGAAGCCCUCCCACCAGGAGAGGCGGCUACGGUGGAGGGAGGCGAGCAGCAGAAGACGACACGUACGUCCCACGCGACACAUAUUCAAGGUCUCCUUCACCGCCCAGGCGGCGUCGGCGGUCACCGUCAUAUUCCAGAUCCCCAUCUCGGACACCGCCUCGAAGACGUGGCCCACCUGCUCGAAGUCCACCAAGGCGGAGAAGACGCAGUCCAAGUUACAGUUCUCGGAGCAGUUACAGUCGGAGUAGAAGCAGAAGCAGAAGUCGGUCAAGAAGCAGACCCAGGUAUGGGGGAAGAAGAUGA